UUGUUGAUUUUAAUUUAUUUUUGUAUAUUCUAGGAAUGUUAUGUGAGAGCUUUCUUUGGACUAUUGCCUAUAGAAAAAACUUUGAUAAUGAAAGUUUAACAACCAUAAAACAAGAAGAAAAUGAAAGAGUGAGAGAAAUGACUGCUAUCUGUAACAUGGCAGGCACAGUGCCAGAUAUACAAGACAAGACCAUUCUGGAUAGAUGUAAAAAUUUGGGCAAUACUAUAUCUUCUGUCAAGAUUAAGAAACAAAGCGAAUCAGUUCAAGACAUUCCCCCCAAACUGCCUAAAGCUCAACAAAGCAUCAGACAGACAUCACCUGUUGUUGAUAUCCCAGUAAUUUCUCACAGCAACAAAGAAGCAUACUUGGUUCCCUCCUCUUGCAAGAGCAUUUGCAAGGACUACAAUGACUUGCAUAUUGCUGGUGACCAGGUUAUGCCAAUUAAUUUGACUUUUUCUGAACUGUCAACUGACAAUACUUUUGAAUACACUGAAGGUCCAUUUCUUCAGUCUUAUGAAAUCCCGAUUCCAGUAACAGAAACUCCCAGACCUUCUCUUGAUUACAUAAAGAAACCUCUGAAAGGAGAUUCUUCAUGUUGGCGAGUGAACAGCAUCAAGGAUAAAAGCAUUCUUCAAGAUAGUCUUCCAAUGUCCAAUUCCAUGCUGAAUAACUACCUGGAGCAAAAAAUAAUGGAGCUGUACAAGCAGUAUAUGAUGGAAAGUAUGCUCAAUAGCAACUCGCCAGCCAAGAUCAUGGCUUCAGAACUGAUCCUCAAUAACGUGGACCAGAUAACUUUGCAGAUCUCAAAAGAUCAGAACAUGGAGACCACAAAAGCCAAAGAUAUGGUUAUUAGCUGCUUGUUAAGGGUGGCAAGCAGCCAGCAGUCAAGUGAAUUAAGCACUCCUCAGCUGCAGAUUUCUAGUGAUAAAAGUAUAACUAAUUAAAAGGAAGUGGUCGUGUUUGAAACUCAACGGUACAAAUGCAUUUUUAUGAAAUAUCUGAGGUGUACCAUAUACAAAUAUCACAGCACCAGUAACGCGCACUGCACGAUAACGUGGAGUGAAUACACUUGACUUGAGCAUUCAUAGUUUUCAUACUCUUUCUCUGUAUGCUUAGCAUUCAUUUGCUCAGAGGUUGAUGCACUUGCUGUUUCCUGAGCAGCUCUUCUUUUCUCCACCCAAGCGUCCCACUUGUUCUCUUAUUUAAUCAGCAUCUUUUUGUGUUAAAACUGAUUAAGUUACUGUUUGUGUUUCAAUUACUUAGUAAGUUUUCUUUAAUUUUUCACUUAAGCUGGCACUUAAGUCUUCAAGCUGCCUCAAGAAUGAUUUAAGAUAUGAACAGGUAGGGGAAGUGACAGCGAAGGUGGUAGGGAUGAGAACAGCGUCCGUAGGCAUGCGCCGCACGGCUGCCCUGCUGAUCGCUGCUGAGAGUUGCUUCUAAAAUAAAAUAAAAUAAAAUAAAAAUAAAAAGAGGAAUAACCUUGGAGGUCAAUCAUCACCCCAAAAGCGGAUAGUAGACGUCACAUAGUAUAUGUGUACCAAAUUUCAGGUCAAUAGGUCAAACAGUUUGCGAGCU
Erpetoichthys calabaricus (reedfish) is the source of this 1575-nucleotide messenger RNA. RefSeq names its product TLR adapter interacting with SLC15A4 on the lysosome. Gene Ontology annotation, biological process: regulation of toll-like receptor signaling pathway. The transcript has a single exon. The record is from RefSeq and is a predicted model, not a curated record. Lineage: Eukaryota; Metazoa; Chordata; Cladistia; Polypteriformes; Polypteridae. The coding region runs from base 36 to 944 and encodes 302 amino acids.